GCUCUUUCCUCCGCUCCGCCACCACCACCGCUGACCACCGCCGCCACCCGCUACUCGCUCCUUUCCCUUCUCAGAGAAACGAAACAACUGAAGCAACUUCGUCUGGGUUGUCUUGAAAAUAGAAAUGGAGGCGCCAUCAGAGGCCGAGAAUGAAGAGACAAGCCCACCAGAUGUGUCGCUGUUCGACUUCAACGUGUGGCAGGAGGAAACCUGGGGAAGCUGCCCGGACCUGUCCUCAACCAUCGAAAUCAGCGAGUAUUUUGCAAACGAAGUUGCUGCCGAGGCCUUCAUGCCUAUGCACACUCCCUUCAGGAGCCUUGCAUUACCGUUUCAACCAACGCCUGCAGUGCCACCCAUUGUGGAGCUUCCUCAGCCUGUGGGCGGUCGUCACUGCCCAGUCACAACAGCUUACGAAGGGGACUAUGGGUUUUAUGUCGACUGCCCUCAGCAACAGAGGUCAACAAAAGGAGCAGGCUACACGUACGAUGAGAGUCUGAAGAAACUCUUUGUCAAACUGGACAUGGCGUGCCCUUUCCGUGUGCACCUGAAGCGCGAGCCUCCCAUUGGCACCACCGUGCGUGUCAUGGCCGUCUUCUCCCAGCCCAACGACGCGAUGAAACCGGUGAAGCGCUGCAUCAGGCACAUGGACCUGACCGACGCAACCAACCAGAGUCACCCAUUCCCAUCCCACAUAAUUCGGUGUGAGAGUUUGCAUGCAGCCUACAAGGAGGACCCUUCCACAGGCCACCUCAGUGUUGUGAUGGAUUACACCAGCCCUGAAGCUGGCACAACCUGCAGCACCAUCCACCUGAGGUUCAUGUGCCUCAACUCAUGCACCGGAGGGGACGGGAUGAACAGGCGCCCAAUCAAGGCCGUCUUCACCCUGGAACACGGGGACGUCGUGUUGGGACGCCUGUCAAUGGACGUCAAAGUCUGCGCCUGCCCGACCAGGGACCGUCGCAAUGAGGACAAAGCCCGCUUGAAGUUAGAUGUUCCAACCGGGGUGCCCGACUUGUCGGUAGAAGCAACGACAACAUCUGCCCCUGGUGACAGUACUGCUUCUGCCAACACCGCUGUCUGUGCCCAGGCAGAGUCUCGGAAGAGAGGCCUCACAAGCAUUUUAAACAUAGUGGCUGGGCCCCCAACGAAGACACAAAGGACAUCGAAGGAAUCGGAUGGUGAUGAAAAGUCUUCAUACCAGCUCGAGUGUCCUACUUGGCCCAUCUUCUGCCGGCUGAAGGUGAUAAGAGACGCACUAAAACUCUACGAUGACUUCCAUGAGAGUUCUGGUAACCAGAGCAGCGCCGCAUUGCCGAGCUUCCCAAAAGUAGGAGGGCGUGCAAUGCUGGAGUUUUUGCAAAAUCGGGGCAGCAUCAAUUCAGGGAGCAUCAUUCCAAGCUUACCCGACCUUCCUGGCUCCCAAGGGAACGGAAACACUUGCCACGCAUCGACCUCAUCGAACAACCCUUCCCGCCUGGACAGUGCAACAGCCGUGCUUGCAUCCAUGAAAGUGGAGCCGGGAACGUCAAACAGCGGUCCUGGCCACCUCACCGUCGAAAGCUGGCUGGAGUCCCUUGGUUUACAGCAUUGCCAACAGGCGCUCGUGGAGAAUGGUUACUCCGACAUCGGCAGCUUCUUGGAGAUGUCCUAUCAGGACAUUUUGAAGGUGAAGAUGACCCCAUUUGAUAGGAGGCAAUUGUUCCAGGCCAUUCCACUCCUCCACCAGCAACUCUUUGCUCCGGAACAAGAGGAGAUUUCAUCGAGUCCGGAAUUUUCAACCCAGGAGAGUCUGCGAGCCAGCCAACUCAGUGGUUCGUCCUCCGGAUCCAGCACCAAGAGCUACCGCGUGACGCAUGUGAAGAUCAUCCGGCACCUCAAAGAUGUUUAAGGCUAGACGUCUAAGGCUGGUUCAUGCACUUGCGUUGGAGUGUGAUAGAGCGUGUUGCGCCCGCUCGUGACCGCUUACGACUGGAGGACACACUGGCACAACUGAUGCCAUCUGUUGAAUAGCCGGGACCAGAUGAACACUGCGCCAGAAGUACAUGGACAGAGGUGACAAAGCACCGCCUGCAGGUGAUGUGGGACAGACUGUGUCACACCGUGGAACCUGUGCACUGAACUAUUCUCGGUAUGAAGCAGAACUAACACUUUUAUUUAUGGUACCAGAGGCAUUCUCACGAGUGCCCGCCCUGGAUUCAUAUUUAUUCUUCAAACCUUUUACAAUGGCAGCUCUUAGUGCCCCAUCCCGGCUUCCCGGCACAAGGUGCUCAUGAACGAACUCACAACACCACCCUGCAGCAGAGGCACUGCUCUCCCUCUUGCCGUCAUUCCUUGCUUACAGCGAGGCUCUCUUUCACUCCCGUCCCCCUUUUCUUCCCUGUAGGCCUCCACUUUUUCAAAAAACCCACGUGAUCACAGGGAGAGCGCCCCCCUCCCCAUCGUUCCUGCUACAUCUACAUACCCUCCUGCGACGCACUCCCUUCCUCCUCCUCCCUCCUCCCUUCCUCCCUCCGGCAGCCGCGGUUGCAAAAUAUUCGGAUGGACGCGCUGUGCGGACGCGCUCCCUCUCCAACCCACUGCCGCCGCCCAGGUUCCAUUGUGUAAUCUAUGUGCCCCUACAGAAAGGCUCACAUACAUACUUCCGCUUCUUCCACCGCAGGUGCGGUCACAUUCUGAAAGAGCAUUUCAGUGAAAAAAGAAAAAUGCAUGUCUCUGUGUUCUUCUCCAACACAUGCAACAUCUAGCACAAUCGUUCCACCGAAGCAAACAUCUCGUUACCCACAUCUUCUACAUCAAUUCCACUGAAAGCAAAGAACCCCCUGCCAACAUUGUGUAGCACACUGAUUGAAGGCAAAUCUCCUUCAUCGUGCCUUUCCACGACGCAGUAGCUACCGCUGUCGAUCGCAGCACACUCUGGUUGUUUUUGUUUUUUUGUUUUUUUUUUAGGGAUCCUUUCACAGUCUUUUUUAAAUAUGUUGUAAGCGACCAUUUUUUGUAGAUAGUGCAUAGAUUUCAUUUCUGAAACACUGUCAAAGCCUUUAUUCCACAGGGUGUCUCAAAUAGCGGCCAGGCUCUUUAUAUCGGUUUAAAAGUCGGUUUCUUAUUUUAUCGCACUAUGAUUUUGUGCAGCGUUGCCCACAGGUGGUGCAUUUUUUCUAUAAAAUUUGCAAGGAGCGAACUUACCUGAGCAAAAAGUAAAAAAAGAAAUAGGCUUAACUCCUAUGGAUAUGCAGCGAAUCCACCGGUCUUCAAAUAAUAGGGUGCCGUUUGGCAGGGGAGACAAGAGAUGGCGCAAGCGGUCACGACGCCACCUGCCGCCAACGAACGAGCAUACGAAGCCAACAGUCGGCGUCGUUAGCAGACAUUCUUUUCGACUCAAAAGCGGCACGCGUUCCGGAGGCGACAAUAGUCACAUAACCAAAAAGGUGUGCUGUAACAAGUAACUGCAAAACAAACAACACAAAUACCCCGGAAAAAAAAAACGCAGUUAAAGUAAUUUGACACCCUAUUUUUUAAUCGAUAGUAUCUAUUCAAUGUCUUUUAUUAGUAAGGAAAAUAAAAUCAUGUAUUGGCAAGUGAUAUCGAAAAAGCUUGCGCCGCUUUCGAGUUGAAAGUACUGUCUGCUACGUAUUUGAUGCCGGCUCUUGGCGCCGUAUGCUCAUUCGUUGGCGGCAGUUGGCGUCGCGACCGCUUGUGCCAUCUCUUGUCUCCCGUACAAAACGGCGCCUUAUCGUUUGAAGACCGGUGGCUUCAAUGAGUUUCCAUAGGAGUUAACCCUUUUUAUUUUUUUUACUUUUUCCUCAGGGAAGUUUACUUUUUUGCAAACUUUAUAGAAAAAAUUACCACCUUUGGGCAACGCUGCACAAAAUCGUAGCGCAAUAGGUUAAGAAACCGAUUUUUGAGGUUGAUUUAAAGAGCCUGGUCGCUAUUUGAAACACCCUGUAGAUUGGAAGAUUGGACACAGAUUGGAAGCAUGGCAGAUACGGCUACCUAGUAAGUUGCACCAGUGUGCUUGUGUGUUUUCUGUUGUAAGCGGUCACGAGUGGGCAGAAUGCAUUCGGUCACUCUCAAUUGCAGAUGCGUGAACCAGCCUUUAAAAAUGCAACGCUAGUGUUUUUUUGUUUGUUUUUUUUUUUUUUUUUUCGUUUUUUGCUCAGGUUUUACCAUUGUGGAAGUAGUUUCAUAAAGUUUAUUUGUUGUUCAUGAAUGUCUUGCAAGGUCGCAGUGCUGCCUUAAUUGUGCAAUCCCGUGUUCACUUAAGGGAACAAGGACUUUGUGCAUUUUCCCUUUCAUGAAAAAGAAAGGGUUAGUAUUACUAUUUUUUUUAUAUAAUUUUUUGUGAUAUAGCAAUAUUGCUUUACUCGGAACAUCAAGAGUGGCUAUAUUGACACGCAGUCAUUUGUUCCUCAUUUGUGCAUGCAUCAAGAGCAUUGUAUUUUCUAUAAAACUGUUACAGUGCCAUAGCUCUUCGGGGCUUUGUAAAUAAAUAUAUUGUUGCAAG
Molecule: messenger RNA, 4501 nt
Organism: Ixodes scapularis (black-legged tick)
Lineage: Eukaryota; Metazoa; Arthropoda; Arachnida; Ixodida; Ixodidae
Product: tumor protein p73
Exons: 16
Coding region: 125-1888 (587 amino acids)
Biological process (GO): apoptotic process; regulation of transcription by RNA polymerase II
Cellular component (GO): nucleus
Molecular function (GO): RNA polymerase II cis-regulatory region sequence-specific DNA binding; protein binding; DNA-binding transcription factor activity, RNA polymerase II-specific
Source: RefSeq, a predicted model, not a curated record